AUUCUCAAAAAUCUUUUCCCUGUCGUCCAUUUCGACGUUUGCACGUGUUUCACGUAGUGCCAGUGGAGAUUAAAUAGAUUCACGAUGGCACCGAAAGGUAAUAAUAUGAUUCCAAAUGGGCAUUUCCACAAAGACUGGCAGCGCUUUGUGAAGACGUGGUUUAACCAACCGGCCCGUAAAAUCAGGAGACACCAAAACCGCGUGAAGAAAGCCAGGUCUAUCGCACCUAGACCUGCUGCUGGCCCUUUGAGACCCGUUGUUAGGUGUCCAACAAUCAGAUACCACACUAAGGUCCGUGCUGGGCGUGGGUUCACCCUGCAAGAAUUAAAAGCCGCAGGACUUAAUGCCAGGUUCGCUAAAACUGUUGGGAUUGCCGUAGAUGUUCGCAGGCGAAACAAAUCUGUUGAAUCUAUUCAACUUAAUGCUCAAAGGCUAAAGGAAUACAAAUCUAAAUUAAUCCUGUUCCCUGUACAUCAAAAGGCUAAGUUGAGAGCUGGUGAAGCCACUGCCGAAGAAAGGAAAGUCGCCACUCAGUUGACUGGUGAAGUCCUGCCAAUUAGACAGCCUGCUCUGAGAACCAAGGCUCGUGUACCAACAGAAGAAGAAAAGAACUUCAAUGCCUAUGUCACCCUUAGGAAAGCCCGCGCUGAUGCCAGGUUAGUUGGUAUUCGUGCCAAGAGAGCAAAGGAUGCAGCUGAAAACCCAGAAGAUGUAACCAAGGCUGGCAAAGAAAAGAAAGCCAAGAAGUAAAUAAGUGAAUAUUUACUUUAAGUUUUUUUUACAUUGUUAGGACUAUAAAAGAAAAUAAAAAAUGGUUUCCAUAAAA
Anthonomus grandis grandis is the source of this 826-nucleotide messenger RNA. It is a transcript of the gene RpL13, whose product is annotated as 60S ribosomal protein L13. The transcript has 4 exons. Lineage: Eukaryota; Metazoa; Arthropoda; Insecta; Coleoptera; Curculionidae. The record is from RefSeq and is a predicted model, not a curated record. Gene Ontology annotation, biological process: translation. Gene Ontology annotation, molecular function: structural constituent of ribosome; RNA binding. Gene Ontology annotation, cellular component: cytosolic large ribosomal subunit; ribosome. Bases 85 to 750 code for a protein of 221 amino acids.